AUGAGGCGAAAGUUUUCAUUCGCCUCUCAUCAGAUUCGAUCAAGAGAAGAUCUAGAGUUAUUCACCAACCAUCCGGACGGAGGCGUGAUCGGAAUAUUUCCUGAAGAGGACGAAGAUACAGAAAGUUUUUACAGCCGUUCGUAUCACAAAAUAGUGGGCGCUCUGGCCGACGAUUAUCGUUUUGCUCAUGUGACUGAUCGAACACUGGCGAAAGAGCUAUUCAUGAAUAAAAAGUACCCAGAUGGACUUUGGAACAACAUAAUUCUUCAUCGUCCAAUUUACUUCAACAAUCCUUUUGAGGACACUUACAAAGUAUUCGAGGGAGACAAGCUUACUGCGGGAUUGAUAAGAACCUUCGUCAAAGAUCACCAGACCGGCCUCUGUCCAAUUCUAACUGUCGAUCAGUUUCAUGCUACAAGACCGCCUAUGGUAAUGUUCUAUUACCACUUCCACAUCGAGAAGGAUCCGAAAGGGAUGCGGUACUGGCGAAACCGAAUCAUGAAGGUUGCGCUUGAAUUCCCUGAUUUCCAAUUUGGAAUUGGUAAUGCGGAAGACUUUAAAGAUCUGCUGGAUGAUAGUCUCGGGGGGAAACCAGGGAAGGAUUCAGAUAAGGAAAACAAAUAUUGA
Messenger RNA from Oikopleura dioica, 627 nucleotides. NCBI's taxonomy places the organism in Eukaryota, Metazoa, Chordata, Appendicularia, Copelata, Oikopleuridae. The record is from the annotation of a GenBank genome assembly.